This is a messenger RNA of Colletotrichum chrysophilum, 459 nucleotides long. RefSeq lists its product as uncharacterized. The coding region runs from base 1 to 459 and encodes 152 amino acids. The record is from RefSeq and is a predicted model, not a curated record. Lineage: Eukaryota; Fungi; Ascomycota; Sordariomycetes; Glomerellales; Glomerellaceae. The transcript has 2 exons.
AUGAAGUCUAUGCAGAUACUCGCGCCCGCCGCUGGGCUCUUCGCCGUCGCCAAUGCCUGGGGGACUGACGUCCACACUUCCUACACCACGAUCGUCACUACGGCCUACGAGACGUACUGCCCUACCCCCAAGCCCCCUCACCCAACCUACCACAACACCACCAUCCUCACCCACACCCCUCAGCCUCCUCACACCCACUCCCCCAAGCCCCCUCACCACAACGGCACCACCUCCACGACCGUCAUCGUCGUCACCCCUCCCGCGGAGACGACCAUCGCCGGCGUAACCCCCGUCGCGCCGCCCCAGCUCACCACCACGAAGCCAGACUCCCCGCCAACAAACACCCCCGUAGGCCCCACGACUACGCGCCCCGUCACCGUUCCCGGCAGCGGAGCGGAGCAUCUCGGCGCCGGCCUCGGCGCGGUCGCUCUCGCGGGUCUCUUUGCUCUGCUCAUCUAA